Molecule: messenger RNA, 6091 nt
Organism: Gallus gallus (chicken)
Lineage: Eukaryota; Metazoa; Chordata; Aves; Galliformes; Phasianidae
Exons: 7
Coding region: 3480-5858 (792 amino acids)
Source: RefSeq, a predicted model, not a curated record
GGGAGCGCCGCGUCGUGAACGGUCGACGGGGAGGAGCCGCGUCCCCCUCGCCGUCCCCGAGCGCCGCGGCCAGGUGGGACUGCCCCUCGAGCAAACGGCCGGGCCGUCAGCCCCGCCCCGGGAGAAGCAGCAGGGGCGAGGAGCGACGUGUGUACCAAGAGAAAAAAACAUUCCUGACAGGGAAUGUGUUGGAAAGCAGGGAGCGUCUGUGUGUUUAUUUCCGUUUGGGUCCGUUAGAGCUUCACAGCCUCUACGCACCGAAAGGAAGGCUGGGAAUUUCCCUUUAAGGGUGAAAGCUUUUUGUGGUGAAUGCAGGAGGUGGGAAUUCCGAGCAUGCCAGACGCACAGUGAGACACGCAGGCGGCCAACGGUCAACACAUGAGAGCCUCUGUCAGAAGAACGACACGGUGUGCCUGGUGAGAUCUUAGCGCAGUGAAAUCAUCCUUCCCAGGCACAGCCCAUUUCGUAGUUCACAUCUUACGGCAAAUGGGCAAGGUUAAUCUGAAUAGUACAAGAAUACAAUAAAGUGACAGGAGAGCUUCCCAGCUUAAAAACACCAACUCCCUCCGAGCAGCCACACCUCUGUUUGCCUCCAGUCACUCGCUGCAUGCACAGCACCUUCCGCUCCCACCUUCCGCUGUCUUUCCCAGCAGCGGCGGCAGCUGCCAUGCUCUGCCCUUCAGAGAUGGGACCCUGUAUAGAGCUAUGUUGAUUACAUCUCCUCUGAGGCCCAGGAAAGGGUCAUGUUAUAACCAAAAUGUAAUAUUCCAUUGUACAUGGUAGAGUAUAUGUAGGGAAUAAAUGCUUCCCUUGCUUGCACAGAAAGAACACUACAUUUGUCAGUCCACUUAGCUGUAUUAGUAUGGAAGAUCACUGUUCACUCUAGUCAAUACCAAGCAGGUGAUAAGCUUUAAAAAAUGUAGUAAAUUUUGUCUUGUGAAUUCUGCCCUCCACUCCCCUCAAAAACAAACAAAUAAAGAAACAAACAAACAAAAACCUCUAAUAGUAGUUUUAACUGGAAAAUUAUUAAUACUUCCCUUCAACACACAUUUUUUCUUAAUUUCCAAUGCUAUACCUGAGGUAUAUUGAAGUGGCUUUGGGAUGGAGGUUAAAUACCUGCCAGAUGAGACCACUAGCUUUCGUAGAAUCAUAGAAUAAUUAAUGUUGGAAAAAACCUCUAAGAUCAUCUAGUCCAGCUGUCCACUUACUACCAAUAUUUUCCCACUAAACUAUGUUCCUUAGUACCACGUCUACACAUUGUUUGAACACCUCCAGGGACGGCGACUCCACCACUUCCCUGUGCAGCCCAUUCUAGUGCCUGACCACUCUUUCAGAGAAGCUUUUCUUAAUAUCCAACUUGAACCUCCCCUGGCACAAAUUGAAGCCAUUCCCUCUCACCCUAUCGCUAGUUACCUGGGAGAAAAAGCCAACCCACACCUCUCCACAGCCUCCCUUCAGGUAGAGAGGAAUAAGGCUUCUCCUGAGACUCCUUUUUCUCCGGACUGAACAAUCCCAGUUCCUCAGCUGCUCCUCAUAAGGCCUGUGAUCCAAACCCCUCACCCACUUUGUUGCCUUUCUCUGGAUACACUUCAGGGCCUCAAGGUCUUUCUUGUAGCAGCCAAAACUGAACUGAGUACUUGAGGUGCAGCCUCACCAGAGCUGAGUACAGGGAGACGAUCACUUUCCUGCUCCUGCUGGCAACACUAUUUCUGACACAAGCCAGGAUGCUUUUGGCCUUCUUGGCCACCUGUGCACACUGUUGGCUCAUGUUCAGGCAAGCAUCAUGUCGACCAGCACCCCCAGGUUCUUUACCUCUACACUAGAGGUCCCCACUCUGCCCCACAUCAGAAACAUUGCCUGGGGUUGUGACCUCAAAGUGCAGGACCCGGCACUUGGUCUUGUGGAACUUCAUACCAUUGGCCUCAGCCCAGCAAUCCAGCAUGUCCAGAUCCUUUUAAAGGGCAACACUUCCUCACAGCUUGGUGUCAUCUGCAAAAUUACUGAGGGUGCACUCAAUCCCCUAAUCCAGGUCAUCAGUAAAGAUAUUAAACAGGACCAGCCUCAGUACCAACCCCUGAAGAACACCACUCAUGACUUAUUGCCAGCUGUAUUUAACUCCAUUCACCUCCACUCUCUGGAGCCCAGAAGCAUACUGUGAGAGACAGUACUUUGCUAAAGUCUAGGUGGACUGUGUCAACAGCCUUUCCCUCAUCCACCAGGCUGAUCACGUGGUCAUAGAAGGAGAUGAGUUUGCUCAAGUAGGACGUGCAUUUCAUGAACCCGUGCUGGCUGGACCUGAUCCCUCGGUUGUCCCGCACAUGCCAUGUGAUCUCACUCAAGAUGAUCUGUUCCAUUACCUUUCUUGGCACUGAGAUCAGGCUGACAGGCCAGUAGCAAUCCAGCUCCUCCUUAUGACCCUUCUUGUAAAUGGGAGUCACGCUGGCAAGUUUCCAGUCCUCUGGAACCAUUCCCAGAAACACUGAUAGACAGUGGAAAGUGGCUUGGCAAUCACCUCUGCCAGCACCCUCAGCACCCUUGGGUGGAUCCCAUCCAGGCCCAUGGACUUAUGACAGUCCAGGUGGAGUAGCAGACCUCUGACUGUUUCUACCUGAAUCGUGGGGGAUUUAUUCUGCUCCCCAUCCCAGACUUUCAGGUCAGGAGGUAGAGUACCCCAAGGGUAAUUUGUCUGACUUUUAAAAACAGAUGUUGAAAAGGCCUUGAAAACCUCAUCCUUUUCCUUAUCCUCAGUGGUCACAUUCCCCACCACAUCUAGUACAGGAUGGAGAUUCUCCUUAGCCCUCCUCUUACUGUUGGUCUAUUUGUAGAACAUUUUUGUCUUUUACUACAGUGUCCAAGUUGAGUUCAAGCAGGGCUUUUGCCUUCCUAAUUUUCUCCCUGCUUAUCCCAGCAACUUCUUUGUACUCUCCUCGAGUUGCCCAUCCCUUCUUCCACCAGAGGUAGACUCCUGGAGCCUCAGAAGAUGUUCGCUAUUCACCCACACUGGUCUUCUUCCCCACCAGCACAUCUUACAGCACAGACAGACAGCCUGCUCCUGCGCCUUUAAGGCUUCCUUCCUGAGGAGCAGCCAGCCUUCCUGGACCCCUUUACCCUUCAGAACAGAUUCCCAAGGGAUUCUCCCCACCCCUGUCUGGAAUAGUUCAAAGUCCACCUUCUGGAAGUCCUAGGUAACAGUUUUGCUGACCUCACUCCUGACUUCACCAAGAAUAGAGAACUCCACCAUUUCCUAGUCACCCUGGCCAGGACAGCCUUCACAUGUCCCCCCAGUCCUGUUUGUGAACAGCAGGUCUAGCAGGACACCUCCCUGGAUAAAGGCUUUUACUGCUAUUCCUAUCCUCAUAUUUUGAUUCUGCCCCCCAUUGGAUGGAAGAGGCCCCACAUCACGGUCAAAUGAGCUGCAGGUGGAAGAGGGAGUAGGCAAGCAGCAGCUGCCUCCCAUAAAGAAGUGUUUAAAAAAAAAAAUGAAUACUGCAUCUGCUUCAGAGAGUGGAUCAUAUUCCACGAACCACUCAAGACCCUUCUUCUAUGCGCAGCCAACAGCGCAACAACCUUUUCAACAUCCAUGGUACAUCAGCCAUACAUACAAUCCAUACUGUGUGCCUGCACCAGGUUUUCGAGGUGGACAUCCGUAUUUUCCGCUUUACUCUGUUGCACUCCAUGAGUACCCUGGAUUUUUUGUUCCACAGCAUCCAGUGCAUGCCAGAAUUAACAGAAGGCCUUAUUUUAAUGCUCCCCCACCCUCUCCCAUGUUUUAUCAUGCAACGCGAUUUAGACACUACAGUUCUCCUGGGAGAAAAACAGAGACAAAAGAAACACAGACUGAUCCUAGACAGCCUGAAAACAAGCAAAAAAAGCAUCAAGAUACCCAUACAGAAACGAAAGGUUGUGAUGCAGGAAAUAUGGCCUGUGUUUCUUCUGGUAUAGGUAAAGAGACUGAAAGUACUUCAGAGAAACAAGAUCUAUCUGGAUCUUCCAUUGUGGUAGACAGGGAGUUUCAUAAUAGUCCUUCCAGCUCUACACAGUAUAGAAAUCUUCCUACUGGAAGCUAUGCCUUUGAGAAGGAAGAGGUGAGAAUAGAAUACGGAAAUGGCUCUCCAGCUAUUCAACUGUGGAAGUCCUUUAAAGAAACUAUUCCUUUGUAUGAUGUGGCAAGUGGUAAACCAGUCCCAGAGAACAUGGUGCAGCGUGACGUAUUUUCUGUUAGCUCAUGUGAGGGAAUGAUAUAUGGCCCUCAUGAAGGGGAGAAAUUGGUGCCAGGAACUUACAUAGAUGAGAGAAAAGCUGUCCUCUCUUCAAAACAGAGUGUUGAAACUAUGCAAGAAAAAGAUGUCCAAGAUAAUGAAGUGAAGCUGGAUGCAGAAAAGCAGGUGACUACAAGUCAACGGGCAAAAUCACCUCCAGGUGAAGCCAUGGCAGUGCAAUUAGCAGAACUGGCAAGAUCUGUUACCAUAGACCAACCAGCAGUAAGACAGGAUGUGCUAGUAGCUAAGAAAUCUAGCUCUAAAAGAUCCACAGGUUCAAAAGCUUCUCAAGAAGAGUCCAGCUUUAUUCAACAAGCAGGAUUGCUUCCAUCUAGUAUGGAGGUAAUGAGUGACUUGAGUUUUCAGCAGAAAAAGCUGAAUUUAAGCCAUAGCGCAAACAAUGAAAGUCAAACAGAUAGAAGCAUUUGGUGUGAAGAAUCAGUUGAGAAGUAUGUUCCCUCUAGCAGCUGGCUGGCUUGUUUGGAUAAUAUGGAUGCUAACUAUAGCUAUGACAUGUGUUUGCCACAAAGGAAACGUCAAAGCGUACUUAGUCUUUCUUCUGAUGACAUGUCCUCCAGAGAGGAUGGCUCAUCCAUUGAUAAUGCCCCAGUGUCUUAUUUUGUACCUGACUAUGUGCUUCAGAAAAGCACGUAUACUUUCCAGAAAAGUACGGAGGGCUUGGAGAAAGAGAAAAUUAAAAGUGGUGGGUCCCUCAAUGAAGAUGCAGUGGUAGGAAGGGAGCAGGUGAACAGUUUGGAUGGCCAAGAUGUCAAAAAUUCUUCAACCAUGAAGAUUAAAGAGGCUUCCAGUAAAGGUAGAAGGCUGAGAGUCCUUCCUAGAUCUUCUAGUCGGAAAAAGAUCUGUUCUCUCAAGAAAAAAGCUGCCAAGAGUUUGUCAGAAAUUGAGGACUCUGAAGAAUACUCUAUGCAGGUAGAAGAGGAGGAUGAAGAUGAAGAGGAUGAGGAGGAUGAAGAUGAUGAUGUGGAUGAAAUAGAGUAUUUCUUUCAAGAAGCUGCUCCAUAUGGGAUCUUGAUGCCAAGUAAAGGAAAUAUUUACGGACGAGUUGGCCACAGGAUGCUUUGGAAGCCACCAAAAAAUGCUUUUCCAACUCACUUAAUUAGCUGGCCUGUUCAAGAGAAGAUAAAAACUAGGAGUAGGUUUGGUGAAAACAUUGGUGUUGUUUACAAACCAAAGGAGAAAGAACAAGAUGAAGUUGUAUAUAGUGACUAUGGGUAUUAUGGAAGAAAGAGGCCAAUGGCAAGAAGAGAAGAAGGUGAACACAAGCGAACACUACAGAAAUUCUUGGGAGGAAGACUGUUGAGGGAGAGCAUGGGGAUACCACCUGAAGAGUAUUGGAUUAGAAGUGGUGCUAAACCCAAAUUCACUGGACAAAUACAUGGUAGUCUCUCACCUCAAGCCAAGAGCAAAGAACAAGGGUGCCUGCCUCCGGUUAAACCAAAGAAGAGAAUAGGCAAGCCCCCACUAAAACGCAGAGACACAAGAUGUGAGGUGGAAGAAGUGGAAGUGUGGGAGGUGCCUAAAAGGAGUGUACGCAAAGGAAAACGUGGAGCAAGGAAGUCUCUUUAUAAGAGAAGAUAACUGCAAAUACUGGGGCAGGAGGGGAGACAAAUAUCAUUGCAUGAAACCAAAUGUAAAUUAUUAUUCUUGUGUAUUUUGUAACUUGCUGUGCACUCUUCAAGGGUAAGAAGUGCCCUCCAUCUUUGUGGUGCUGCAAGUAAACUGUAGAAAGUAUUUAACACUAAACUAAGUCACUUUUUGUAACUAAUGCAUCCACAAUUUAAAUAAUAAACUUAAUAGAAGUGCAUUUAUGA